AGAUGGCGGCGCUGUGGCGGGCGCUGCGGGCGCUGCGGGCGCUGCCCGCCGGGGCUCGGGGUCGCUCGGCGGGGUCGCCCGGAGCCGUGGCGCUGCCGCGGCCGCUCGGAGCCGAUGCGCACGACGAGGAGCCGAUGCUGGUGGCGCAGAGGAAGAACCCUGACUACCAUGGCUUCUCGGCCGACCCCGACGCCGACGUGCUGAACAUGCGCGCCGCGUUCCUGGCCGGGAUCUCCAUCGCCAUCGUCCUCGGCUCUGUCUUCGUGCAUUACCUGCCUGACUACGGGCUGCAGCAGUGGGCCCGGCGCGAGGCCGAGAUCCAGGUACGGGAGCGGGAGCGCCGGGGGCUGCCCCUCCUCACCUCCGACUACUACGACCCCAAGCGCCUCCCCUUGCCCCCUCCGGAGUGACCCCCGGACCCCCAGCUGCCCUUCCAGAGUGCCCCCGGUCCUCCCUGUUGGUUUGUGAAUAAAGUUCUGGGUCCUCCUUG
Cinclus cinclus is the source of this 490-nucleotide messenger RNA. RefSeq names its product NADH:ubiquinone oxidoreductase subunit B11 (gene NDUFB11). The record is from RefSeq and is a predicted model, not a curated record. NCBI's taxonomy places the organism in Eukaryota, Metazoa, Chordata, Aves, Passeriformes, Cinclidae. The transcript is spliced from 3 exons. Bases 3 to 410 code for a protein of 135 amino acids.